Molecule: messenger RNA, 156 nt
Organism: Heterostelium album PN500
Lineage: Eukaryota; Evosea; Eumycetozoa; Acytosteliales; Acytosteliaceae
Exons: 1
Coding region: 1-156 (51 amino acids)
Source: RefSeq, a predicted model, not a curated record
AUGCCAUAUAUCUACGAGCAGCGAAAAUCAGAUUACUCAAUGCUCACACUCUCACCAAUGUCAUCUGGUGAAUAUUCUAUCAGCAUCAGAAUUGAAGAUAAUCAUAUUUGUGGAUCACCUUUUCCAUGUAUAAUUAUUGAUGGUAAAGUCGAAUGA